AUGAUCUUGACAUAAUCAAAGGUCCUUCAGCCCACCAGAGGCAAGAGUAUUAUUUGUUUCCUGCCUUAACUGUUAAGGAUGGACAAGAACAGAAAACAUAUGGCUGAGCGAAUAUUAAAGCUCACCCUAGAGAUCAUCUACCUACUGACUGAAGAGGAUUACAUAGUAGUGCAGAAGUCAACUGAGGAUCCUAUAACAGUGUCUCCACCUCACUCGCUGAUACAUGAGAGAAACCGCUAUCAGGAGAUCCUGGACCUCACCAACAAAAUUACUGAGCUGCUAACUAGAGAGAUUCCAUUAAGGUGCCAGGAUAUCACUGUGUAUUUCUCCAUGGAGGAGUGGGAGUAUUUAGAAGGACACAAGGAUCAGUAUGAGGACAUCAUAAUGGAGACUACCCAGAGUCUCAUAUAUUCAGAUGACUCCACCAAAGAAACACCAGUGAGAUGUUCGUGUUGUUUAUAUUCUAAUGAUUUUGCAGAUAGAUUCCCUCAGGUGAACAGUUUGAGUUAUAUGAAAGUUGAAGACAUAACAGAAGAUGAGACAUAUGCAGAGGUAACCCAUCUGUAUAAGGAGGAGGAGAUUCUUACAGAUAUCAGCACUGAUGACUGCACCAAAGAUGUUGUGGGAAAUCUCCUUUCAUCUCCAGAUUAUGAAGUAAAGUGUGACUUAAUCUCAGAGGACAAUCAUGGAGAACAUUCUACAACACUUUUUAUAACAACUGUACCCUUAGCCCUUCACACCCGAGAUCUGUCUACUGAUCCCACUAAUCACAAUGAACCUUCUUCUGGUCAAUCGCAGAUUGUUAAACAAAGUGCAGGAGGAAAAGUGGUUAAAAUAUAUCCGUGUUUUGAGUGUGGCAAAGAUUUUAAAAGGAAAUCUAUUUUAUUGAUGCAUGAACGAAUUCAUAGAGAUGAGAGACCAUUUUCAUGUUUUGAAUGUGGGAGAAGCUUUAGAAAGAAAUCAAAUCUUUCUAAGCAUGAAAUAAUUCACAGAGAUGAGAGGCCAUUUUUAUGUUCAGAAUGCGGGAAAACUUUUCGCCAGAGAUCCGAUCUCAUUGUACAUCAAAAGAGACACACAGGGGAGAAACCAUAUUCAUGUUCAGAAUGUGGGAAAUGUUUUGCAAGGAAAUCCUAUCUUGUUGAACAUCAGAGAACUCACACAGGAGAGAAGCCAUUUUCAUGUCCAGAAUGUGGGAAAUGCUUUCGUCAUCGGUCUGCUGCUGUUAACCAUCAAGUAAUCCAUACAGGGGAAAAGCCAUUUUCAUGUUUGGAGUGUGGGAAAUGCUUUACUAGGAAAUCAUAUCUUAUUGAACAUCGUGUAACUCACAAAACAGAGAAGCCAUUUUCAUGUUCUGAGUGUGGGAAAUGCUUCACAAGGAAAUCAAGUCUUACUGAACACCAGAGGAUUCACACUGGAGAGAAGCCAUAUUCAUGUUCAGAUUGUAAAAAAUGUUUUAGCCUAAAGUCUGAUCUUGUAAAACAUCAGAUAAUUCAUACAGGGGAGAGGCCAUUUUCAUGUUCUGAGUGUGAAAAAUGGUUUAGCAGGAAAUCUGAUCUUGUUAAACAUGGAAGAUCCCACACGGGGGAGAAGCCUUUUUCAUGUUCAGAAUGUGAGAAAUGGUUUAGUCAUAAGUCGGAUCUUACCAAACAUCAGAGAACUCACACAGGAGAGAAGCCAUAUAUAUGCACAGAAUGUGGAAAAUGUUUUAGACUUAAGUCUGAUGUUGCUAAACAUCAGGUAAUCCAUACUGGGGAGAAGCCUUUUUCAUGUUCAGAAUGUGGGAAACGUUAUAACCAUAGGUCAACACUUGCUCAGCAUAAGAAGCUAAGCCAUUUUAAUGUUCAAAAUGUAGCAUAUAUUUUACCUCAGUUUUAGUAUGGAGAAUUAUAAAAAUUAUCAGAAUUCUAUUUUUAUUUUUGAUUAUGGCAUUUCUUUUCCAAAAAAUAACUCAGAAUAUUUAUAUGCCUGUCUCAGUGUUAUAUCCUUUAACAAAUUAAAAGGCACAAACCUGAGCUUCCAGACAGAACCUGGCUUCUUAUGCAGCUCCAUAUACCAUAGAAAAAUGUAUAACGUCAGCUCACCACUCCAUUGCAUGACAAUCCCAGGUUGCACAAAUAGACCCGGAGUCCAGCCUUUCAAACAGUGGAACAAUGGAUCAAGUCCAGAUUUUUUAUGCCUUGAAAAUAAACUGGAAAGCUUUUAUAGGAGUCCUGUGUGACACCAGAUUUCUUCCAUUGUUUCAGUGCUCCAGACACUAUGGCACAAUCCAUUUCUGGAGGGAAUUCCAAGUCCUUAUCUCCUCUCUAGUCUAAAGUGUCCUGGCAACCAUAAAAGUCCUGGAAACUUAACGUCUUCUCCAGGCCAACCGCAGAGCACAGUAGUCACUGCUGUUUCCUCCACAGAUCCCUCACCUAUGUCCUGCAUUGUGGACCUCCAAGUCUGGAUAAGAUAAUGGUGCCUCAUCAGAUCCUAUAUGGUUAUACUGAUGUUUGCACGAUUCCAGAAUUGUUUCAUAAUGGGAACAUUAAACAGGGUUUUCCUGUUCUCCCACCCUUGUGAUGAAAACUUUGGGUGAUCUACAUCUGUCUAAUAGAAAAUAAAUCAAGCAAAAAACUGAGUAUGAGUGGAGGGAAAAAAGCAGAUGGAAGGGAAGAGGAGGAGAUAGCAAGGAGAAGAGAAAAGAAAAAGAGGGAAGAGAAAACUGUCACUGAUGAUCCGUGAGAAUACUGAACCGUCCUCCCAAUAUUAUCAAUAUCCCUAUCCCUUAUCGAUCAAUGGGUCUAUUAAACAGUAUUUAUUUCCAUAGGCCCCAGAACCUACAAUCUGAUUACUCAGAGCAUCUCCUUCUGUGUACCCAGAGAACAAAAUAGUCCUUUUGUUCAAGUCAGUCAAUAGAUGCC
Molecule: messenger RNA, 2900 nt
Organism: Bufo gargarizans (Asiatic toad)
Lineage: Eukaryota; Metazoa; Chordata; Amphibia; Anura; Bufonidae
Product: gastrula zinc finger protein XlCGF26.1-like
Exons: 7
Coding region: 79-1875 (598 amino acids)
Biological process (GO): regulation of transcription by RNA polymerase II
Cellular component (GO): nucleus
Molecular function (GO): RNA polymerase II cis-regulatory region sequence-specific DNA binding; DNA-binding transcription activator activity, RNA polymerase II-specific
Source: RefSeq, a predicted model, not a curated record